Molecule: messenger RNA, 324 nt
Organism: Blastomyces gilchristii SLH14081
Lineage: Eukaryota; Fungi; Ascomycota; Eurotiomycetes; Onygenales; Ajellomycetaceae
Exons: 1
Coding region: 1-324 (107 amino acids)
Source: RefSeq, a predicted model, not a curated record
AUGACCAGUGCUAAUCUGCGCUACCUCAAAGCAUCCAGUCUCAUAUCUAUUAUUGAACACUAUAAUUCCUAUCAAGACUAUCAUGGCCUCUGGAGUACUCUGAGAAACAGAUCACACUCUAAAGGAACAGGUGUUCAACCAGCCUCCGUUACACCACUCACUGCUUCUUCAGCGUCGAUUACACUCUGUGUUGAAGCAUCCUCACCCGGACAGGACAAGCGGAGAAAGCUGCACUACCCAGCCUUGGUCAUUGUGACAUUGAAAUGCGUAGCUUCUAAUACUCUCACCGAGGCAGCCAUGUCCACUAUGACGCUGAACUCCUAA